Caenorhabditis elegans is the source of this 1030-nucleotide messenger RNA. It is a transcript of the gene K02F2.5, whose product is annotated as Conserved secreted protein. The transcript has 6 exons. The record is from RefSeq and is marked reviewed. NCBI's taxonomy places the organism in Eukaryota, Metazoa, Nematoda, Chromadorea, Rhabditida, Rhabditidae. The coding region runs from base 143 to 751 and encodes 202 amino acids.
AAUGUGUCUGCUGUCUCCAUACUCUAUCAUUUCAGACGCCGUCGAAAAAAAACUGAGCUGGUCAGAAGCAGCAAAGGGAAGGGCGACUACUUCUCCGUUUUCAAUACGCUAAACGUGUCUUCUCAAUUCGGAUCUUUCCAUCAUGACAAUGUCCUCAAUUGUAACACAGUCGCUACUUGCCGUUGCACUUUUAUCAGUUGCAAUGGUUGAGGCUGCUCCAUUGGAGUCCACAAAAGGAGCAACAGUAAAAAGCACAAAAUCAUCGAGUUCCAAGACAAAAGGAUACGUGCCAACACCAAAAGCUCUUCGACGUGGAAAACGAAACGUGAUUCUCGACGAAAUUCCCGAUGAUUCGUCUGUUCUGGGAACAGAAGAAGAUGUGCUCCGUGAGCAACUUUUUGAUCUAAGUGAUGAUCAACUGGCAGUUCUCGCGGAAAUCGUACAAAAUGAAAUUGAUCAAUACAAUCCAGAAUCAGUUGAAGCUUACGAAGUUAUUGAAUUACCAGAAUAUUUAACCCAACCAAUUGAAUACAUGCCACGUGAUCGUCGUUCCGUUCCAGUAUUUGAGGCUUAUGAUGAAAAUGAUCUACCGGAACAAUUUGAAGAAAAUCAAGAGGUAAUCUUUGUGCCAGAAGAAGCACUUAUCGAAGCCGCUGCAGAAGAACAAGAUGAAAUUGAACUACGUCAAAGGAUAGCAGAAAUUGCAACAAUUCUUAAUGAAAGAGCCACUAGACGAUUGAGAUUCUUUUAAGAAUAAUUAGCUCUAAAUCAUAAUUUUAAUUCUAAAAAUAUUCCUCGCUGGCUCUCAUCUUCCCGGUUGACUAAAACACCAUUCAUUUCUCGCACACAAUUUCUCACACAUUUUCAACGGUUUUCCUCAACUUUUCCUGUCCUUUUUCCCCGAAUUUUCAGUCCAUCCUUCCACCAAAAAAUCCCACCAACCGUUCGUCCAAAUACUUUUUUUGAUCCAAAAAUUUUUUAUUUUGUAGAAGAGAGUGAACUUAAACAAAAUAAACUGUUUUCUACCGUU